Lolium rigidum is the source of this 438-nucleotide messenger RNA. RefSeq names its product TPD1 protein homolog 1B-like. Gene Ontology annotation, biological process: cell fate determination. NCBI's taxonomy places the organism in Eukaryota, Viridiplantae, Streptophyta, Magnoliopsida, Poales, Poaceae. The record is from RefSeq and is a predicted model, not a curated record. Bases 1 to 438 code for a protein of 145 amino acids. The transcript has 2 exons.
AUGUCGAUCACCGCUGACAACGUAAACAAGAAACCGAUCGGGAUCGACAUGGCCAUCGCUAAGCUCCUCCUCCUUGCCCUCGUCGUCAUUUCGGCGCAAGGAUCGGACACACAGCUCUGCAGCGUAUCCGACAUCCAGGUGCAGACCGUCAACGCCCGCUCGCGGGGCAGCGGCCCCAACGGCGAUACGCUGUUCAAGGUGCGGGUGAAGAACAUGUGCCCGUGCAGCGUCAGGAACGUGCGGAUCGACGGCCGAGGCUUCUCGUCGACGUUGGAUGUGGACCCGUCCCUGUUCAGGGCCGAGGGCGGCGGCGUCUACCUGGUGAAGGGCGGUCGCCGGAUCGCGAGCAUGGCCACCGUCACCUUCUUCUACUCCUGGGAUCACUACUUCGACCUGACCCCCAAGAGCUUGGAGGUGGAGGAGGACCGGUGCUACUAG